Molecule: messenger RNA, 3918 nt
Organism: Myodes glareolus (Bank vole)
Lineage: Eukaryota; Metazoa; Chordata; Mammalia; Rodentia; Cricetidae
Source: RefSeq, a predicted model, not a curated record
CUUCCUUCCUUUUUAAAGGAGGUAUGGCCAGAAAGGGAGGUCGCUGGGUAUUCCCAGUUAAGGCUGCUGUACCAGUGGCCUGGCCUUGGUUGUGGUUGGCAGCAGAAAUGAGGGUGUAGGGACAGACAGAUAUUUCAAAGAAUUCCAGUUUGGGAAAGUUGUAGGAUAUGCUCUAAACCUCUGAGCCAUCUCUCCAGACUCCUUUUUCUUACAUUACUAGCAAAUGAGCACUCCCCAAGCUUGAGCUGUACUGGGCACAUGGGGAAGGUGAUAGCUGAACAGAGAAAUAGGCUCCAGGUGGCUGCAGCCUGGUCUGCAUGUGAGUAAAGUCCUGGAAGGCUCGGCACUGCCAGUGGUAACUAGUUAGAGCCGCUCUCUUCCCUGCUGAGGGAAUUGGCAUGAGGGCGUGAAAAGAGCCCCUUGGAGAUGGCCAUGGGUUCAGCUCCAGUGUGCCACCACCUAGCUGAGUGACCUUGAGCAAAUGUCAUUAUGUUUCUGGGUCUAUUUAUAAAAUGGGGAAGAGUUGGCAUGGGUUUGGAGAUUUCUCAGGCUCCACCCGGUUCUGAAAUUCGGCAAUUUCUCAACUAGGGUGCAUCCAUCUUGCGAAGGGUUAGUUAGGGAGGCCCCUGGUGAGAAACUACCAUCAGUCCGUCGCAGAAUCUGUUGGGCUAGGACAAAGCCAUGCCCUUUGGGAAGAAACUUUGAAAGCCAGAUCGUCCUUCGCCAGGAGCAAGGCUAGGGUUCUAGUUGCCAUCCCUGGGGCCAGAGACCUUGCUGGGCAAGACGCGUCAAGUGCAUAGCAUUGCAGCAACGCUGAGGCAGGGGCACAGCCCACCUUCCCAUCUCCUGGGUGUGUCCCAGAGUUGCUUGCCUCUGCUCUUGACUACUCUGGCUGCCGGCAGUGGCAGAGUGACACCCUAGGUGCCCAGGACAGGCUGGGAAAGGGGCAAAGGCGGAGCAAAGUCCGGGGUAGGAGUGGGCAGGAGGGAGCGAGCGCGGUAGGCACUGGGAGCAGCUGGAGGGGAGGAGAUCCUGCUCGGGGAAGCCCUGCGGGUGCGGCUCUACAACACCCCCUCCUCCCGGUCGGUUAUUUCGGACCCCGGGACCCGAUCCCGGGUCCGGCUUGGGGAGCCUAGCAGGUAUGGAAGCUGCUAUAUUUAGCCUGCGCGACGGGCGAGAGGAAAACUAUUUAUAGAUCAAACAAUCCGCACUCCCUGCGUCAAUGGAACCCCGCGUGCGUCACGCGCACAGACAUUCCAGGCCCCCCCUCUUCGCCCCGCCCCCUCGGGCUCCCCGUCCCUGCGCCUCCUCCUGGCCGCCUCCCGCCGGAACCGCGCCGCCCCCCGCGCCCUUGUAUGGCCAAAGCUCGCCGGGCCGCGUGCGUCAGUGGCGCCCCCGCCCCUCCCCAUGCGUCACGGAGCGCUUAAGAGGAGGGUCGGGCUCGCCAGGGGAGCCCCAGUGCAGGAGGCGGUGAAAGUUGGGGGAGUGUGCGAGAAGGACUGCGGAGCGCACGCGGGACCGGGCUGCGACUGGGUCGCUGGUCCCGGCCAGGGGGAACAGCAGUCAGUCGGAGAUGCCCUGUAUCCAGGCCCAAUAUGGAACACCAGCAACAAGCCCAGGACCGCGUGACUACCUGACGAGUGACCCCCUGGCCCUUGAGUUCAGCAAGCCUACCAUGGACCUGGCCAGCCCUGAGGCAGCGCCCACUGCACCCACUACCCUGCCCAGCUUCAGCACCUUCAUGGACGGGUACGCUGGAGAGUUUGACACCUUCCUGUACCAGCUGCCGGGGACAACCCAGCCAUGCUCCUCAGCUUCUUCGUCAGCUUCCUCCACGUCUUCUUCCUCAUCCUCAGCCACCUCUCCCGCCUCUGCUUCCUUCAAGUUCGAGGACUUCCAGGUGUAUGGCUGUUACCCCGGCACCCUGAGUGGCCCAUUAGAUGAGACCCUGUCCUCCAGCGGCUCCGAUUACUAUGGCAGUCCCUGCUCAGCCCCCUCGCCAUCUACACCCAGCUUCCAACCACCCCAGCUCUCUCCCUGGGAUGGCUCAUUUGGCCACUUCUCCCCCAGCCAGACUUAUGAAGGCCUUCGGGCGUGGACAGAGCAGUUGCCUAAGGCUUCUGGGCCUCCACCACCUCCAACCUUCUUCUCCUUCAGUCCCCCAACGGGUCCCAGCCCCAGCCUGGCCCAGAGUUCUCUCAAGCUCUUCUCGCCUCCAUCCACCCACCAGCUUGGGAAGGGAGAGAGCUAUUCCAUGCCAGCGGCUUUCCCUGGCUUGUCACCCACUUCUCCGAACCUUGACACUUCCGGGAUUCUGGAUGCACCUGUGACUUCCACCAAGGCCCGGAGUGGGGCUUCAGGUGGCAGUGAAGGCCGCUGUGCUGUUUGUGGGGACAACGCUUCCUGCCAGCAUUACGGGGUCCGCACCUGUGAGGGCUGCAAGGGUUUCUUCAAGCGUACAGUGCAGAAAAGUGCCAAGUACAUCUGCCUGGCAAACAAGGACUGCCCUGUGGACAAGAGGCGGCGGAACCGCUGCCAGUUCUGUCGCUUCCAGAAGUGCCUGGCUGUGGGCAUGGUGAAGGAAGUUGUCCGGACAGACAGCCUAAAGGGGCGGCGUGGCCGGCUGCCUUCCAAACCCAAACAACCCCCGGACGCCCCUCCUACCAAUCUCCUUACUUCUCUCAUCCGGGCACAUUUGGACUCUGGGCCUAGCACUGCCAAGUUGGAUUAUUCCAAGUUCCAGGAGCUGGUGCUGCCCCGCUUCGGGAAGGAAGAUGCAGGCGAUGUGCAGCAGUUUUAUGACUUGCUCACGGGUUCCCUGGAAGUUACCCGAAAAUGGGCAGAGAAGAUCCCUGGCUUUGCCCAGCUUUCCUCUGGAGACCAAGAUCUGCUGCUGGAGUCAGCCUUCCUGGAACUCUUCGUUCUCCGCCUGGCUUACCGAUCUAAGCCUGGUGAAGGGAAGCUCGUCUUUUGCUCAGGCCUGGUGCUACACCGGCUGCAGUGUGCCCGAGGCUUUGGCACCUGGAUUGACAGCAUCCUAGCCUUCUCACGGUCCCUGCAUAGCUUGGCUGUUGAUGUCCCUGCCUUUGCCUGCCUGUCUGCUCUGGUCCUUAUCACUGACCGACACGGGCUACAGGAUCCUCGGCGCGUGGAGGAGAUGCAGAAUUGCAUUGUCAGCUGCCUGAAGGAGCACAUGGCUACUGUGUUGGGAGAGCCACAGCCAGCCAGCUGCCUGUCUCGUCUUCUGGGCAAACUGCCUGAGCUUCGGACCCUGUGCACCCAAGGCCGGCAGCGCAUCUUAUACCUCAAGCUGGAGGACUUGGUGCCCCCUCCACCUAUUGUGGACAAGAUCUUUAUGGACACGUUGUCUUUCUGAUCCCUACCCGAACGUGUGCACACAUGUGUGUGCUCUCUCAUGUCACCCAUGUGCCUUUAAGUCCACGGAUCCCCAAAACACCCCGCUCCCAGCCUGGUUUUGAGCUAAGACCGACUUGCCUCCUCACUCCAGAAGAUGUACAGGGCGCUCAAGAUCUGGGGGAGGGUGUGUAUUCAUGGGGGUGACCCCACUAUUUGUCUUAUCCCUGUAGCUCAGUCCUGGCCUUCGUGGUUCUUUUGUAAGAUACACAUUUUUAACACGUGCCACUCUGCUGUAAAUGAGCUGACGUUGCUGUAAAUACAGAAAGGAAGAGGUGAGGUGGGGAUUGGGAGGAAGGGAUGGGGCCCUCACCAGCCUGGGCAAGCCUUUCAGCCUCCACCUUGAGAUCUCUUCUACUUUCCUUCCACAUGUACAUAGCUGUCACUCAAGGUGAAUGGCAGAUUCUGAUUUAUAUUUGUGUAUUUUUCCUGGAUUUAUAGGAUGUGACUUUUCUGAUUAAUAUAUUUAAUAUAUUGAAUAAAAAAAUAGACAUGUAACUGAAA